Messenger RNA from Physcomitrium patens, 3876 nucleotides. RefSeq lists its product as uncharacterized. The record is from RefSeq and is a predicted model, not a curated record. Gene Ontology annotation, cellular component: gamma-tubulin complex; microtubule organizing center; spindle pole. Gene Ontology annotation, biological process: cytoplasmic microtubule organization; meiotic cell cycle; spindle assembly. NCBI's taxonomy places the organism in Eukaryota, Viridiplantae, Streptophyta, Bryopsida, Funariales, Funariaceae. Gene Ontology annotation, molecular function: gamma-tubulin binding; microtubule minus-end binding.
CGGGAACAGCAUUCAAAUUUGCGCUGUCCAGUGCUCAACUUCAUAACUCACUUGCUUGUUUUCUGUGUUAUAUGUUAUUUGUGGAGAUGCAAGUUUGAGUCGUUGCCACAAUGCAGCAACAGGCUCUGGUUCCAGGGGAAGUGAAUGUAGAGACGCUGCUUGAGAAGAUCACAGUAAUACGAGGGAAGAACAUACCUUUCUUUCGCCCGAAGCGCGCACUUCUUACCACUGAAGCAUCUUUGGUAAAGCAUGUCCUAUACAUGCUUCAAGGGUUUGCUAGUCUGCACUUCCCGUGGGAUGAAGUUAACCAGAGAUUUUCAAUCGAGCAAGGCCUCCAUGUCUCACACCUUUCAAUAUCGAGUCUCUUCAACUUGCUUACGCCAUUCACAGCUGCAGCUACCUGCUUACGAAGAGUGGAGAUUUUUGUUAAGAAGGUGGCAGCUGAAUCUACUGGCAGCUGGUUAAAGUCAAGAUCUCACACUCUACCAACACUGGAGGCUUUCGCUAAUGCUGUAGCUAUGCGUCUUGAGUGUUUGCGCAAGCCUGCAUUGGAGAAGGAAUUAGAGGCAGUUGCUGGUGGAGCAGGAACAUCAGUUACGCUUUUGAGCCUCUUGGCAAGCAUGUCCUGGGUGUUUGCAGGGGCUGAGUUCCUGAUGGCUGUCGUGCUGAACGCUGUACCGGAAUUCGAUCUCCUCUACAGCAAGAGGAGAAGUGCAGCAGAGGUUGCAGCUCAUAUUUUGACGUCACUAUAUGAUCAACUUAAUGACAUUUGUCUUCUGGAGGAUGGGGAGGAAGAGGCAUACCGGACAAUAUUGCUGCUCUUCGUAGGCACUCUACGACCGCUUACCAAAUCUUUGGAUGCUUGGUUACAAGAAGGCACUCUUAGCGACCCAUCUGGAGAGCUUUUUUUUUAUGCAGAUUACGGCGUCCCCAUUGAGGAUUCUGCAUUUUGGCAGCGAGGUUAUCAACUGCGACGGAAAACUAAAUCUGAUGCUGAAAAACACUCAAAUCCAGGACACACUUUUUCGAACGAACACUCUACUGGAACUUCAGAGAAUAUUCUCUUGAGCCAGAAGAGUUCCUCUCGGUCAACUCUGGAGCCUGGCAGUCCAAGUCAAGUACUAUCAAGCCCAAAGGUGCCAAGAACUGAGUUGACUUGGGGGAGUUCAGCUCAUGAGAUAGAAGACCUCAUAUGCCCAAUAUUUUUACAAUGCCUUGCCAAAACUGUGGUGUCCGCUGGAAAGUCACUUCAGUUGCUUCAACAUGUUUGUCGAGGGAAAGGUGAAGGAGAACGUCUGCCCGCAUCGUACUCGUCUACAGCAUCCCCUUCCCUUCCUCAUACACCCUUUUCUCUGGUGAGCCAGGAGAAUUCGUCAGCUGGAGGAGAGGCAUCCACUGGGCUCCCAUCUUCCCACCCACUUCAUGAAAACAUCUUUCCGAACUUCACUGAGGAUCUAUUUCCUGACCCAGGGGAGCUUUCUACUCAACAGUCGCAAGUACCUCUCUAUGAAGAAUUAUGUACCUCAUUACGGAGGCUUGUGGCCCGUGACUGUACCAGGCCAAUUAUUUCAAGCUUAGAACCAGAUGACGAAACAAUUGACUUAGUGGGUACGAAGCCAGCAUCAAAGUCAGGGAAUUAUAUGGAGACAUUCUAUGAAAUACAGGAAGCAAGACGUCGACAUAAGGAGCUUCGGUAUAUAUGGAGUAGGGAACAACUCAUCGAGGAUGAUCAGAACAGGGACGAAGCCUCUUUGCAUGAGACUAAUCUCACACCUCAUCCAGAUGGGCAAUCUAUAAGAUUCCAACUGUCUUCCUAUAGUACAUUAUGUACCACCGCUAGUGGCAACGACCAAGAACGGCAUCCUAAUCUUGUCUGUGAUCAGGGAUCAGAAGUUGCUAAGCUGCAGUAUCAAUCAGGAUCUAUCAGAUUGCAGAGUCCAACAGGUUUUCAAAAUGAUUUCCAACCAACAUCUUUCAAUGUAAGCAAGCCACAAUCAUCUACUGCUGGUUUAUUUUCCGCUUUAAAUGCAGACAGUGUGGUGGAGGUGUCUGAAGAGGAUUCAUGGCGUAUGAAGCUAAGCGCGAACACAAACAGUCAGCUCCCUCCCUUGAACGACUCAGAGCUGUGGGAAAGUAUAUUCGCUAUAGAUGAGUUUGACGAGAACCAGGAUGUUGAAGCUAGUGCAAGUUCCCCUGACAGUGUUUUAGAUGACCAAUCUGGAUUCAGAAAAGGCAGAGGAAACAAAAACGCAAGUCAGAAGCCAAGAGAUAGAUUAGUGGUCGCCACCGAUUAUAGUCGUGGUGAGGGAUGUGGCAAACUCGUGUCCACGCUUUUUGGGGAGGACCUGAAAGUAAUGGAGCGUUUAAUGCACAGCUCAACUGAAUUGCCAUCUUUUAAGGAAAAGAAAGAAAUUUCAGAGUUUAUUGCACCACAUCAGCACAAUCAAAUGGCUGCUCAAAUGCUGGAUUGGCUUCAACAAGUGGAUUUUAAAACUACUCCGUCUCCUGCUGUUCUUGUGCAAGAGUGCUUGAUCCUCUCCAUCGAAAGACGAGUACAUUCAAUUGGUCAGCAAUUGUUAGAAAGGUUGAUGGGAGAGUGGCGCCUUGUAGAAGAGCUUGCUCUUCUUCGUGCUAUCUACUUAGUAGGCUCUGGUGAUUUAUUACAGCAAUUUGCAUCUGUCCUUUUCAACAAACUGGAUCGAGGGGAGAGUUGGGACGACUAUUAUGAGCUUAACACCAUGCUCCAGGAAUCCGUGAGAAGCUCUGCUCAUGGUAUGACCUCUCCUGCACUUGAAUCAUUAGUGGUUUCAGUGGAGUCAGGCCAACUCACGCUUGGAAACUCUCCGAGCCCAAUUCGCGGUUACAACACAAUGCCACUUCAGGUUACUGGUCGAAGUCCAACUGCUUCUAUCGAUACUCUGGAUUCUCUUCGGUUCUCUUACAAGGUUGCGUGGCCAUUAGAACUUAUUAUAGACAGCAAUGCCAUCAAGAAGUAUAACCAGGUUAUGACUUUCUUGAUGAAAGUAAAGCGAGCCAAGCAUGCCCUUGAUAAAGCGUGCCGCUGGACAUGGAAGAAUGGAGGUGGUGACGCCGCCCAUCACAAGCAGCGCUUAUUGUUACAGCAGAAAUUGAUGCAUUUUGUCAAUACUCUGCACCAAUAUGUCAUGGACCAAGUUUUAUACAGUUCUUGGCUAGAGCUUUCUGAGGGCAUGGCUUCGGCAGGAUCACUUGAUGAAGUCAUUGCCUACCAUGACGCCUACCUGGUAUCUAUUCAGCGACAGUGCUUAGUUGCUCCAGAUAAACUGUGGGCUCUUAUUGCUGGUCGGGUCAAAGCUAUACUGGGGCUUGCGCUGGAGUAUUACUCAAUUCAGAGGACUUUAUGUGAUGGAGUAGCAGCUCCUAACACAACUGCUCGAUGUCAGUCUGACCUAGAGCGUGUGGAGCGCCAAUUUUACGAGUGCAUGGUUUUUCUUUUACGAGUCCUAUCUUUCAAUCUAAACGUGGGCCACUUCCCGCACUUUAGCGAUCUGGUGACUCGGAUCAACUACAAUCACUACUACAUGACACCUGACCGCCAGAUCUUGACUCCAAUUCCCGACACUCAAGCUCACUUGUCACGGCGACCUACUCGUCGAGUUUGAUCUGCUCGUGCUGGUCUUCAAAUUCAAUGUCGAUUGCCGUCUGCUUUUAGACAAUCCCAGUAUAUUCAAACCCAUGGAUGUAGCCCAGCUGCAUGUACAUACGUACCAAUUUAGGUUACUCAGGUUAUUAAUUGAGUUAUUUUCUAUAGAAUGAGGUAUUAUCUGAUGAUGAUACAUUUUUCAGAUUUAAAUUUGAGUAAAGUAAUAUCGUAAUUAAUGCCAUUGAACAGGUGUA